GUGCCGCCUGCGGGAGAGAAGGGGAGCGCCCAGGAAGAGGAGCGGGGGCCUGCCAGGCAGUUGCAGCUUCAGGGCGGGGGGCAUCCGAGGCAGACUCAGCCCUAGGGAAGUGGCACUCCAGGGACCCCUAAUCCUCAGGGGACUCCACCGCGGCUUGCUUUUCUACGGGAUGUUGGAAUUUUUGCAGCGCCCUGUAGUGGUGACGGCUGAUGUCAACCUCAGCGUGGUGGCUCUGACUGUGGUGGGGUUACUGAGCCGGCUGUGGCGACUCACCUAUCCCAGGGCUGUGGUUUUCGACGAAGUGUAUUAUGGGCAGUACAUCUCUCUCUACAUGAAGCGAGUCUUCUUUUUCGACGGCAGUGGGCCGCCCUUGGGCCACAUGCUGCUGGCCCUGGGAGGUUAUUUGGGAGGAUUCGACGGUAACUUUGUGUGGAACAGAAUCGGAGCAGAGUACAGCAGCAACGUGCCGGUGCGGUCCCUGCGCCUGCUGCCGGCCCUCGCGGGGGCCCUGUCAGUCCCCAUGGCCUACCAGAUCGUGUGGGAGCUCGGCUUUUCCCACUGUGCCGCCCUGGGAGCCGCCCUGCUGAUGCUCAUCGAGAAUGCCCUCAUCACUCAGGCGAGGCUCAUGCUUUUGGAAUCGGUGUUGAUAUUUUUUAAUCUGUUGGCCGUGCUGUCCUACCUGAAGUUCAACUCCCGAAAACACAGGCCCUUCUCUCCGAGCUGGUGGCUUUGGCUGACGCUGACGGGAGUGGCCUGCUCCUGUGCAGUUGGCAUCAAGUACAUGGGCGUUUUCACUUACUUGCUGGUGCUUGGAGUUGCCGCCGUGCACACCUGGCACCUGAUAGGCGACCGGGCUCUGUCUAACGUCCGUGUGCUCUGCCACGUGCUGGCCCGCGCGGUGGCGCUGCUCGUCCUCCCGGUUGUCACCUACGUGCUCUUCUUCUACGUCCACUUGACCCUGCUCUACCGCUCCGGGCCCCACGACCAGAUCAUGUCCAGCGCGUUCCAGGCCAGCCUGGAGGGAGGGCUGGCUCGGAUCACGCAGGGCCAGCCCCUGGAGGUGGCCUACGGUUCCCAGGUGACUCUGAAGAGCGCCUCCGGCAGACCCGUGCCCUGCUGGCUCCACUCGCACCAGAGCACCUACCCCAUCAUGUACGACAACGGCCGCGGCAGCUCCCACCAGCAGCAGGUGACCUGUUACCCCUUCAAGGACGUGAACAACUGGUGGAUUGUCAAGGACCCGGGCAGGCACCAGCUGGAGGUGAGCAACCCACCGAGGCCCGUGCGGCACGGGGACGUGGUGCAGCUGGUGCACGGCAUGACCACCCGCCUGCUGAACACGCACGACGUGGCGGCCCCCCUGAGUCCCCACGCGCAGGAGGUGUCCUGCUACGUGGACUACAACAUCUCCAUGCCCGCCCAGAGCCUCUGGCGGCUGGACGUCGUGAACCGCGAGUCGGACUCGGAGACUUGGAAGACCAUCCUGUCGGAGGUUCGCCUCGUGCACGUGAACACGUCCGCCAUCCUGAAGCUGAGCGGGGCGCACCUCCCCGACUGGGGCUUCCGGCAGCUGGAGGUGGUCGGGGAGAAGCUGUCCCGGGGCCUGCACGAGAGCACCAUGUGGACCGUGGAGGAGCACCGCUAUGGCCGGAGCCAGGAGCAGAAGGAGAGGGAGCUGGAGCUGCAUUCCCCCGCUCAGACGGACGUCAGCAGGAACCUGAGCUUCUUGGCCCGGUUCUCGGAGCUGCAGUGGAGGAUGCUGACGGUGAGGAGCGACGACUCGGAGCACAAGUACAGCUCCACGCCACUGGACUGGGUCACCCUGGACACCAGCAUCGCCUACUGGCUGCACCCCAGGACCAGUGCUCAGAUCCACCUGCUGGGAAAUGUCGUGAUCUGGGCGUCCGCCGGCUUCGCCACCGCGCUCUACGCCCUGCUGUCCUGCUGGUACCUGCUCAGGCGCCGGAGAAACAUCCGUGACCUUCCCGAGGACUCCUGGCUGCGCUGGGUGCUGGCCGGGGCCCUGUGCGCCGGCGGCUGGGCGGCGAACUACCUCCCCUUCUUCCUGAUGGAGAAGACGCUCUUCCUCUACCACUACCUGCCAGCGCUCGCCUUCCAGAUCCUGCUGCUCCCCGUGGUCGUGCAGCAGGUCGGCGAACACCUGUGCAGGUCCAAGCUGCAGAGGAACCUCUUCGGCGCCCUGGUGGUGGCGUGGUACUCCGCCGCCUGCCGCGUGUUCGCCGUGCUGCGCCCGCUGACCUACGGGGACACGCCCCUCUCGCCCAGCGAGCUGCAGGCCCUCCGCUGGAAGGAGAGCUGGGACAUCCUGAUCCGCAAACACUAGCGGGACCUGGCCACACCGCCUUUGGGGACGUGCUGCCCACGGGCGCGGCUCAGCUCCUCUCUGGUCCGGCUCCCGGCAUGGCCCUGCACUGAGCGCCUCCUCUCCAGCCACGUCUGUUCUUGCCCGUGUGACCACACACAUGCCGCGCCCACCAGUUCCUGGGAGCCCCGUCAGGGCAGGCUGAGCACUGAGCGGCCAGCGGGGGCUCGGGGACAGAAGGAAGGUGGGGAGUGGGCAGUGAGGGGCGUUGUUCGGGUCGACGGGACAGGGCCCGACUCCUGCAGACGCAGGUGUGGUGGCGGGACUGGUCCUCCCUCCCGAGCACCCACCGCACCCCGGAGUCGGUGCCUCUGCCCCGAGGAGGCCUGGGGCUGCCCUGGGACGGUGUGGUGUGGAAUGAGCCACCGGAGUGACUGGCAGAGCCUGCCGUGAGCCCCCGCCGGGCUGCUCCGAGGUAGGAGCGUCGUCCACGCCCCGAAAGGUCACAGGUUUGAUCCUGUCGGGGCAUGCGCCUGGGCUGUAGGUUCAGCCCCACCUGGGGUGUGUCCAGGAGGCAACCUGCCAGUGCUUCCCUAUCUCCUGUCCUCUCCCCAAAACCAACAUCCUCAGGUGAGAAUCAGAACGAAAACUGCCCCCAGGAGACGGCUGCCGGGCCAGCUCCUCCCCCUCGCCCGGAGUCGGCCUCAUCUGGUGCAAUGAAAGCCGGACAAAGCGG
Molecule: messenger RNA, 3059 nt
Organism: Phyllostomus hastatus (greater spear-nosed bat)
Lineage: Eukaryota; Metazoa; Chordata; Mammalia; Chiroptera; Phyllostomidae
Gene: POMT1
Product: protein O-mannosyltransferase 1
Exons: 20
Coding region: 170-2344 (724 amino acids)
Biological process (GO): protein O-linked glycosylation
Cellular component (GO): membrane
Molecular function (GO): mannosyltransferase activity
Source: RefSeq, a predicted model, not a curated record